UCGAUAGCGCCAGCUAUACUCCAUUCGGUUGACCAAGCGUGGCUAAUCAAAGCAUCAAAAGUCGCCGACGACGACGACGACGCCGACGCCUUCGCCUUCGCCUUCGCCUUCGCACACGCACGUGUGUAGGAGCCAGCGUGCGAACGAGAAAGCGCGCCAUCCGGGUACACGUGCAACCUCUUCGUCGGCCUUCGUCGCCUUUCUCCUCGCCUACUACGCCUACCGACCUAACACCUUAAUAACGGGAUUCUCCCUACGGUUUCUUCUGCCGCAGGAAAAUGAGCAGCUCCGAGGAGGUGUCCUGGAUCUCGUGGUUCUGCGGUUUACGUGGAAACGAGUUUUUUUGCGAGGUGGAUGAGGACUAUAUUCAAGAUAAAUUUAAUUUAACGGGACUGAAUGAACAAGUACCACAUUAUCGUCAGGCAUUAGAUAUGAUUCUAGAUCUUGAACCUGACGAUGAUCUAGACGAUAAUCCAAAUCAAUCAGAUUUGAUCGAGCAAGCUGCGGAGAUGCUCUAUGGUCUUAUCCAUGCACGUUACAUACUUACAAAUCGUGGCAUUGCUCAGAUGAUUGAGAAAUACCAAGCGGGCGAUUUCGGUCAUUGCCCGCGAGUUUACUGUGAAUCCCAGCCGAUGUUACCGCUAGGGCUUAGCGACGUUCCCGGCGAAGCAAUGGUUAAAAGCUAUUGUCCCAAGUGCAUGGACGUUUAUACACCGAAGAGUUCGAGACAUCAUCACACCGACGGAGCGUAUUUUGGAACGGGAUUUCCACAUAUGUUGUUCAUGGUCCAUCCUGAAUAUAGACCAAAACGUGCGGCAAAUCAAUUUGUACCUAGAUUAUACGGCUUUAAAAUUCAUCCUGUAGCAUAUCAGAUCCAGCAACAAUCUGCGUCCACAUUCAAAGCACCAUUACGGGCUCUCAACUAUAAUAACGGGAAACGUUAAAAUUAUGUUAGCGAGUAGCCUAGAAUACUUCCUUUCAUUACUCGCAAUUCCUAAUUUCGUCCUUAAAGAUUUAAAUAAAAUAUUUUUUAUAUCUCUGUUUCCUCAAUACGUUGCCGUGCAAGGAGGACACGUUCUACGAAGCCGCUCAUUAUAACUCUUUCGAUUCGCUCAUUGUCUCGACACUCUUAUACGUUCCUGACAUUGAACGAAGAGAAGAGAGAAAGAGGAAAAGAGAAGAAAAAAAGGAGAGAGGAAGGGGGGAGGCGAGCGUUUAGUUUCGUCGUGUGAAUCAUUGUCAUGUUAAUUUAAAUUUGUAGCAACAGUCGUUUUCGUGAAGAACCAAUAUGUUUGUAUAGAAACAUUGAGCAUUAUUCAUUAAAAAAUAGAGAGAAGGAGAAGGAAAUCACGCUUAGAAUAAUUACUAGAUCGUAAAUAAGGAAAGAGAUGAUGAUUAUAAAUAGAACACAUACCCGUUUUGUACGAAUCGCUUGUGUCAUCAUAUUUGCUGCCAAGUAGUUCCUAAACAUGUGCAGGAGCAGACUUCCUGGGAAAGUCGAGAAGCGAGUAGUACCGGGUUCACAUUGGUUCUUUUCAAGACGUGAGAAGAUGUAUAAAGGAAAAUAGCCAUUAAUUAUAAUUUAAUUUAAUCGCCGAAUAAUUUGUGUGCGAACUGUGACAGAAACAGAUUUAUUAAUAUAUUUGUAUAAGUAAUGGGUUACAUAAUUUUUGUCAACAAAAACUGUCGAUCACGAGACAAUAUUUCAGAGGGAGGAACUUCAGAAAUGAAGACUGUAUUUCUCAAUAAGAGAAAAGAGGACUAUAAGCCAACUAUUUUAGUUUCUAUCACAGUUCCCGAAACAUUUUUCUAGCCACUUAGCAUUCGGUGGGAGAACCAUUUUGCGACAAAAGGAUAAAAUUCUGCAUACUGAUUUUUAAAACAUACAGCAGCAAAACUACUAGUAGCAAUUUCUUCAUUUUGUAUUUAUUACAAUCGUUUGCGUAACGAUGGAGUUUUUAGUCUAAUGGAUUUCAUAUCUCUAAAUUCAAUUGAUAUUAAGAAAAACUGUUGUAUUGUAUUUCCACCUUAAAUUAAAACAUGACUUAUUUACACGCUUUUUUCUUUUAUAUACAAAUUUAGUUGAAUGUUUGUCAAAGUACGUAAUUUAAUUAAUUCAUAUUACCAUAUGUUAAUUGUAUUUAUAUAGACAAGUUAUUAGAUCAAUGCUUUUGUCUACAAUUUAUAUUUCAUGAAUACAUGAAUUUUUAUAGAACUAAUUAUUAACAUCUCAACUGUGAUCGGUUUAUCUGUAAUGCUUAGAUUUUAUUAUUUACAUUUUUUUGUAUCUGCUAUUGACUUAAUUAAGAGUAAGUUUAGAGUUAUUUGUUUAAAAAGUGUUUAAAAAUAUACCUUCAGUGCGUUA
Messenger RNA from Solenopsis invicta (red fire ant), 2365 nucleotides. It is a transcript of the gene CkIIbeta, whose product is annotated as casein kinase II subunit beta. NCBI's taxonomy places the organism in Eukaryota, Metazoa, Arthropoda, Insecta, Hymenoptera, Formicidae. The transcript has 5 exons. Gene Ontology annotation, cellular component: cytoplasm; protein kinase CK2 complex. Bases 279 to 944 code for a protein of 221 amino acids. The record is from RefSeq and is a predicted model, not a curated record. Gene Ontology annotation, molecular function: protein kinase regulator activity.